This is a messenger RNA of Cornus florida, 1046 nucleotides long. Its product is annotated as NAD(P)H-quinone oxidoreductase subunit N, chloroplastic. NCBI's taxonomy places the organism in Eukaryota, Viridiplantae, Streptophyta, Magnoliopsida, Cornales, Cornaceae. The transcript has 4 exons. The coding region runs from base 142 to 786 and encodes 214 amino acids. Gene Ontology annotation, cellular component: membrane. Gene Ontology annotation, molecular function: oxidoreductase activity, acting on NAD(P)H, quinone or similar compound as acceptor. The record is from RefSeq and is a predicted model, not a curated record.
CCUUCUUAUCUUGUUUCUCCACCAUAGAACUUACAACUCACACCAAGCCAAAGCCCAUUCUAACAAUACUAUUCUCAUCUCUUCCUACUAUGGCCUUGUCUCCCUCCACCUUCUUCUAGCCACACAGCAACCUGAAGCACAAUGGUAACCACUGCCUGCAGCUCGUAUCGUGGCACACUGCUGCCUCCAGUCAAUCUCCGGCAACAACCACCAUGCCAUGUUGCAACAAUGACAAUGAGAAAGAGCGGAUUGAUCAUGACACGAUGGUAUAGAAAGGGCGUGGUGAGGUGUGGCAGAGGAAUAGGGGACUUCAUUGGAGGGGACCUUGUGAAGUUCGACUUGAGUCGUUGGUUGUCAGACGUGGAAGAGCACAAGGCCCUGGCAAUAUACAGCCCCCACGAGGGAGGGUACGAAGGGCGGUACCUGAACAGGCUGAGGUACCAGGGCUACUAUUUCCUGGACCUCACUGCUCGGGGCCUCGGUGACCCUGAGACAACUCUCACCAAAGUCCAUCCUGUCUGCCCAGCUCAUGUAGGUAAGCAGCCCAUAGCAAGAUGGUAUUUCCCGCCAGAGGUUGAUUAUAGGCUCUCAUUAUUGCCUCCCAAUGCCAAAGGGUUAGUGGUUUGGAUAAUUGAAGCCAAGGUUUUGUCCAAGGCAGAACUGCAGUUUCUUGCUUUGCUCCCCUCUCUCAGGCCUAAAGUCAGGGUCAUUGCAGAAUGUGGAAACUGGAGGAAGUUCAUAUGGACGCCACUCAAAGAAAUUGCAGGAUUACCGGCAAAUCAGUGAGCAUAAGCUCAUUGCUCAACGACCAUCACAGCAAUGUUGUGGCGCCUUCAGCCGAAGGCUCUGCUUUGGCCAUCCUCUCAUGCAAUGGCUUCUUUUAUGCUGUUUCACGAGGAAGCUUUACUGAUACACAUUUCAUUCUUACCGUCGGUUAUUGGUUUAGGCAGUGCUGCUACCAGAAGUUUGCCUUGUAUAUUUCAUUUGUGAGAACUUUCACUGCAAGCUUUACAUGACACAUAAAUGAAGUAACAAAAAUUGCCUCA